Molecule: messenger RNA, 885 nt
Organism: Penicillium angulare
Lineage: Eukaryota; Fungi; Ascomycota; Eurotiomycetes; Eurotiales; Aspergillaceae
Exons: 5
Coding region: 1-885 (294 amino acids)
Source: RefSeq, a predicted model, not a curated record
AUGUCUGCCUCUCAAUCUCAGAAGCUUGUUCUCGCCACCGGCGCGUCGUCCGGCCUAGGCUUUGAAUCAAUUAAGCAAUUGCUGGAGCAAUCAGAGCAAGCUUACCAUUUCGUCCUGGGUGUUCGAAGUACCGAGAAGGUGCAGGCUGCUUAUGAUGAUCUUAAAUACGACUCCAAGCAUACCGUCACUAUCCUCCAUCUUGAUCUUUUGAGCUUGGAAAGCGUGCAGCUUUUCACAAAACAGGUGUUCGAGAAGCUUGGAUCCUUCCGUAUUGAUAUUCUUUACCUUGCCGCGGGAGUGCUGGACAAGGCUGAAGGCCCAGGGCCCCACGGCUCUCAGUGGUGCGCGGGCUACGUGGUGAACCAUUUGGCCCAGCAUUAUCUGGUCCAUCUGCUGCAAAGCCAGCUUCGUAGCUCAAAGUCUCGCGUUGUCGUCGUUUCCUCGGGUGCAAUCCGCAAUGUCCGGGACCAAGAUACCUCCACCCUUGAUGUUGACCUAAAAGCCAACUCCGGUGCUGGUUACUCUACAGUGUACAGUGCCUCGAAAUUCACGCAAUUGCUGGCUGCGCACUACUGGCGUCGUCAGCUUCCCGAAUGCCACAUUGUUGCUGUGUCGCCAGGUCUGAUCCCCAGCACUGGCCUUGCCACAAGCUUAGGCCUAUCCAUGAACAUGCCAGACGCCAAGACUGUUCCCGAAGGUGCUCAAAACCUCCUCCGCGCUUUCACGGUUCAGGACUUCCCUGCUGAUCCACAGCAAAUCUUCCUGACUAGCUGGGGCGAGUGGUGGUCCUUAGAUGCCAUCGCUCUCAGCCUUGACACUGACCUGCAGGAUAAAUGGUGUCCUGGCAAGGAGGAGAUUGAGAAGCAGGCCCGCUUGUCAAAUUAA